GGCGCGCGCGCGCUCUCUCUUCCUCCGAAGCUCGCGCCAGCCCCAUGACUGCCGCGAAAACGGGAGCGCGCCUGGCUUGCCGCUGAGCCCAAGCCUGCCACUGGUGCCCUGUCUGCGAGCGUGUUGCUCUCUUCUCCAUCGCCAGCCAGCCAGGCAGGCAAGCAGGCGGGGCGGUGAGCGAGAGGCGAGCCGGAGCGCGGGCUGCCAUGCCCAGCUAGCCUUUCCCUUGCCUCGCACACCACCCUUGCGGCACUGCCUCCACUAAGGCUGCUCCUGCACGGCGCGCCCUCCUUGCCGGGCAGCGCGGGCUGGCUCGCUUCUCCUUCUCCGAAGGACCCCCGGCCCGCCAGUGCAAUAAACUUUUCGCUGCCGACAGAGCGACCAGCAGAGCGGCGGGUCUUGCCCCGGGGUCGCUCCAAGGAUGGAACAGGGCGCGUACGGAGCGGGCAAAGCCGGGGGCGCCUUUGACCCUCAGACCUUCAUCCGGCAACCUCACACGAUCCUCCGGAUGGUUUCUUGGCUCUUCUCCAUCGUUGUGUUUGGCGGCAUUGUGAACGAAGGCUACGUCAACCGGCCGGAUGAAAAGGAAGAGUACUGCAUCUUCAAUCGCAACCAGAACGCCUGCAACUAUGGCAUCACCGUGGGAGUCCUUGCCUUCCUCAGCUGCCUUCUUUACCUGGCGCUCGAUGUCUACUUCCCACAGAUCAGCAGCGUCAAGGACCGCAAGAAAGCUGUGCUCUCUGAUAUUGGUGUUUCUGGCUUGUGGGCCUUCCUCUGGUUUGUCAGCUUUUGUUUCCUGGCCGACCAAUGGCGUGUUUCAAAGAAAGAAAACAACCCAUUCAACGAAGGAGCAGAUGCCGCCCGAGCAGCCAUUACGUUCUCUCUCUUUUCCGUCUUCACCUGGGUGGGCCAGUCGUUCCUGGCAUUCCAGCGAUACCAGCUUGGCGCCGACUCAGCCCUCUUCUCCCAGGACUACACGGACCCGAGCCAGGAGGCUGGCAUGCCUUACGCUCCCUACACAAACGAGGAUGACACUAUAGAUAGCAUGGGGACGUACCAACAGGCCCCUUCGGCAGAUGCAUUUGAUGCUGAGGCACAGGGGUACCAAGCCCAGGACUACUGAGAGCCGGUGGAGCCCUCCCCCCUCCCUCCCCCUCUGCCCGCUCCCUUCUGCCACCAACAAGCCAAGGUGCAAAACAAGACACAGGUACACCAGAGUCAGAGGGGGCUCUUGGCCGCUCUCCAGCCUUCUAGGGUCUCUGUUUUUAUUUCUUGUUUUUUAAAAACAAACAAACAGGGUGGGUGGGGAGAAGCAACAGCCCUGACACCUCUUCCCCACUUCUGAAUCCGCCACCCAAACCAAAUUGUUGAUUGCAAAGUGUUUUACGGUCCAUUCUGCAGCGCAAUGUCGCCCUCUCUUUGUAGGAGAAGCUGCCGAGGGCAGGAAUUCACCCUUUUCUGUAGGGGUGGGGUGGGGUGGGGGAAGCACGGCUGCAGGGCAAGUGGGGGGGGGGGAGAAUGACUGGCUGAGGUAGUAUCCGAGGCUGACAUGUCUGUGUGUGAGCAGUGAGAAGAGAGAACAGGACUUAGACGGGUAGGCAGACCUGGGAGAGUGAGUGAGCAUGCAGGCAUGCAAGGGCGAGUGAUGUGUAAGCUUUGUGUGGUAUCAGUGGUAUCAAAUAGGACUGUGAUUUGCCCUUUACCUGAAAUUACAAAGAUUCACAUCCAUUCCUUGCCAGAGUUGACAGUAUUGAGCUACGAAAGGAUACUCGCUUCGCUAAAUUUCACAAACAUUUUGACCCCGAUAAGAGUGCUUGUUUUUUCUAACUGGCUAUGUAAGGCUUUUAUAACAAGCACGUAUUGUGCUUGGGUGCUCGCUCAGCUUGCAUUUUUGGAGAAGCCAUUGGGAGCCCCCAACUGCAGUCUGAGCCUGUGGCAGAGGUAUCAUGCGACUGCAUCGCUAAGAGCAAAGUGCAGGUCAAAGUUAAUCCCAGUUGAAAAAGUACAAAGUGGCUGUGAGCAUUUGUUUUGGGUAUGAGGCAGCUCUUUAUUCCUGGGAGAGGAAUAUAAUUCCCUACCCAUUCCAUGUCAAGCUAGCACAUGGUCUGAUGAACUGAGAUAAUUUGCUUUUUUUUUUUUUUUAAUGGAGGAAAAGUGUUGAGAACCUGCAAGGAGGUCUGCAAGGAAAUUUUUCCAGCACAACCAAAAUCCACAGGAACAUGUAGUUUUAAAGGAACAUGUAGUUUUAAAUGUUACUCCAGCUGUGUCUCAUUUAUGACUCAACACAGGGUUGGACUAGAGUGAAGUGGGAUCCCAAAUCCAGGGCAGAGGUGAUUACAUGGGAGAGAUUGCCAUAGGCUUACAUAGUGCGGAGCAAAGUUCAGUAGGGAAAAUAGCUACCUACAAUGGUUUGGAAGUUCUUGGCAAAAAGGCUUAGAUUAUUUGUAAUCUGGACACAUCAGAGCACUGGCAGAAAUGGUUCAAUGUGCCAAAAUUCCCGGAAAAUAUUAACCCAUCUUCACCGUGUUGUAAAUCAAGCUUCCAUUGAGCAAAAUUACUGUAGCUUUGUUGUAGCUCAUUAGAAAGCUCCCUGCUUCCAAAGCUGAUUUUUGCUCUUGGUUUAUAUGGAUUUUGUCCUUCUGUACAAAGUAUCGGGGAGAAUAAGCCACACCUACAACUUGAUCCAAUACACGUUUACUUGGAAAUAAGCCUCAGUCAAUUCAGGGAGGCUUACUUUUGAAAAAAUGUGUCUAUUGGAUUACAUCCUAAAAGUGUUUUUGCACAUACACAUAUAAUGAACUUCUAAAAAGAGGUGUAUCAGAACCUCCCUGCAGGCCACAUGUAAAGCAUCAGUUAACACAGGGCCAUGUUAAGAU
Molecule: messenger RNA, 2876 nt
Organism: Podarcis raffonei (Aeolian wall lizard)
Lineage: Eukaryota; Metazoa; Chordata; Lepidosauria; Squamata; Lacertidae
Gene: SYNGR1
Product: synaptogyrin 1
Exons: 4
Coding region: 422-1123 (233 amino acids)
Cellular component (GO): neuromuscular junction; synaptic vesicle membrane
Source: RefSeq, a predicted model, not a curated record